AUGGACAUCUCAGCCCUCCAAGCAACAGCAACCCGCAUCCUGCAAAACCCCCACUACCAACCCCCUCUCUCCCUCCUAAAAGCCCUCCGCAAUGGCGCCGUCUACGGCACAAAAGUCCGCUUCCCACACGCCCUCGUAAUGAUCCUUCUAUUCCGCUCUGGUCCCCUUUCCACAAAACUGUCUUCGGUGCUCAAAGCCACCAAGCAACAUGCGCGCAACCUGGCCACUUUUGCAUUCCUCUACAAGCUUCUUAUGCUGGUGCAAAAGAGUGUCAGACCUGCUGGAAAAGAGAUGAGCAGUGAUUCCUUUGUUGCGGGUGCAGUGGGUGGAUACUACGUCUUUGGCCGCAGCAAAAGCAGUGUCAAUCAGCAGAUUGUGAUUUACGUGGCUGCACGAGUGGUGUUGGCUGCUGCGAGCUUAGCAGUGCAACCUAGAGGUGACAAUACACUGCUGGGCGGCAAAUAUGGAGGCAGAGGAGGUAUGGGCAUCAUAGGCUUGUCAGACCAAAGCAGAGAGGCAGUGAGAAGACAUGCCUGGCCGGUAUUUGCGAGUUUGAGUUGGGCGAGUGUGAUGUGGUUGUUCAGGUUCUAUCCUGACAUGCUGCAGCCGAGUUUGAGGAGUUCGAUGACUUAUAUAUACGAGAAUGCGGACCAUUGGGAUUCGCCGAGGAACUUUUUGUGGCAUAACAAAUGA
Molecule: messenger RNA, 693 nt
Organism: Aureobasidium namibiae CBS 147.97
Lineage: Eukaryota; Fungi; Ascomycota; Dothideomycetes; Dothideales; Saccotheciaceae
Product: peroxisomal membrane protein 4
Exons: 3
Coding region: 1-693 (230 amino acids)
Cellular component (GO): peroxisomal membrane
Source: RefSeq, a predicted model, not a curated record